Messenger RNA from Peronospora matthiolae, 1626 nucleotides. The record is from the annotation of a GenBank genome assembly. Lineage: Eukaryota; Oomycota; Peronosporomycetes; Peronosporales; Peronosporaceae.
AUGUCCUCCUGGUUCCCAGAUGAAGCGCUGCGGCUCGUAGAGGCUCGCAAUCGCCGAGAAGUCGCAGCCUUCAGCGCCCUCAUCACGUCCCACCAGCAGCUGCUGUUCCGGCCUUUGACUUCCUCUUCUCUGGGUGCGUCGAUGCCUCUCGCCUCGGCGCAGGAACAAGCAGACGCAGCCGCGCAGAGAUACCUGGCAACCAUCCAGCGACUGGAGCGCGAAGUGGCGGACAAGAACGCGCAGCUGGCGAGCUACGCGGGUCGCCAGCUGGAGAUCGUGAGUGAGAGCAAGAUGCUGCUGCAGGAGCGUGACCAGUGGGAGCAGCGACUGCAGCUGGCAACGAGGAAGUUGGAGGACGAGACGCUGUUGAGUUUGGAGAAGGACAAGGCGCUCCAGGAGCUGGACGCGGCGCUGUCAGUUCUUCGAGAAGAGCUCUUGAGACAGAGGAGUUUGUUGGAGAAGAGUGAGAUGGAGACCGACCGACUCAGGAAGCAGAACGCGGAGCUCGAGACGCAGGUGCAGGAGAAGAGCGCGCUGCUUCAUGAAUGGAUUCAAACCACGAGUGGAGAGAGAGAGGGAGAGGCGCCUUCAUCUGCAUCAGAAGCUAGGAAAACACAGGAGAGAUCCGAGAGCAUGACUCAGUUGCUCGAUGAAAGUGGAGGCUCGAGUCAAAGCGGUCCGAGAGCCACGUUGAUCACUCAAACUACACACUCCAUCCGCGCCCAUGCGACGGAAGUGAACUCAGUCUGUUUUAGUGCGUCCGGCAAGAUAUUAUUUAGUGGCAGCAGUGAUGGUACGGUGAGAGCGUGGGAAGCGGAAGCAGGGUCGUCUUCCGCCCCAAGAGCGCUGGGGGAAUAUAGAGGCGUGGGGACUGCGCAUCCGUUGCUGUGCGUGCGCGCGUCGGAGGACGGCGCGCUAGUGCUGGGUACCGGAUGUGAUCGUAAGUGCUUUGUGUGGCGAGUGGGCACAGGACGUGUCAUGCAGACAUUGACGGGGCACAAGGGCAAAGUCUUGGCUGCUGAGUUCUCGCCUGUGUCGCCCAAUGAAGUGCUCACAGGCUCGUCCGACCGCAGUUUGCGCGUGUGGGAUGUGCUACGAGGAGUGCGACUGCAGACUAUUAGCUGCGUGUCCAGCUGCAACGAUGUUGCUGCACGUUCAGGAGCUGACGCGGGCUUUGUGCAAUUCGCAAGUGCUCAUCAAGACGGCGCUGUUCGGUUUUGGGACACGAGGACGCGACAUUGCGUGCAGGAGUUGCACGGUCUUCACACGGACCAAGCAACUUCUGUGAGUUUUGGUGGCAACGAGCUACUCACGAAUUCCCGGGACCACUCUCUGUGCGUCGUUGAUCCACGCACAUACGGCGUGCUGCGUAAGCUGCGUCACGACGACUACAAGUGUGGGUUCGACUGGGGCCAAGCUUCGCUCAGUCCGGACGGCCACUACGCUCUGGCCGGUGGGGCAUCCGGAGUCCUCUUUGUCUGGAAUGCUCGUAACGGCAAAGUCGAACAGCAGCUCAAGUCGGGUCCGAAUGGUCACCACGGAGCUGUUGCGUGUUGUGUAUGGCGUCCAGAUGGUCAAGGCGCUGCGUCGUGCGACAAGAACGGCAGCGUCGUGCUGUGGGAGUAA